ACCUAACGGACGGAGUUUAUUAAUCGUACUGUGUUGUUCCGAUUUUACUUCUUCUACUGAAAUGCAUAUCGAUGUUGGAAGAACUGGUGAUGGGCGUGGGAUACCAACUGGUGAUGGGCGUGAGAUACCAUCUAUUGAUGGGCGAGAGAAGCCGACUGAUGAUGGGCGUGGGAUGCCGAUCGGUGAUGAAAUCGUCAUUAGUGGAAUGUCGGGAAAGUUUCCUAAAUCCGAAAAUGUUACGGAGUUCAUGGAUCAUUUGUAUAAUAAGUUAGAUAUGGUGAUAGAAGUGGAGCCGCAAAUACAGCAUCCGGAGAUCCCGAAACAUCAGGGGAGGAUUGAAGAAAUGGAUAAAUUUGAUGCAACAUUUUUUAAAGUAACGUAUAAACAAGUCUUAAGUCUGAAUACUCAGUGCAGACAGCUGAUGAGCUAUGCAUAUGGCGCUGUUUACGAUUCAGGUAUAAAUCCUUUACAAAUGAAUGGCAAAAAGUUGGGCGUAUUUAUUGCAUCGUCUAACGUUGGUGACAAACCACUGUUGUCAAAUGAGUUCAAAAACGGACUUAAGUCAGCUAAUAAUUUCCUCAUAAGUGGAAGCAGUAAAUCAAUGUACGCGAACAGAAUAUCGUACUGGUUCAAUAGCAAGGGACCUUCUUACUACAUUGAUUGCGGAUGCGUGGGUUCCUUGGCGGUCGUUGACCUUGCUUGCCACAGCAUCCUCAGCGGCGACUGCGAGGCGGCGUUGGUCGGGGGAUGCAGCAUGUGCAUCGGUUCCACCGUUACUAUAAACUUAAACUAUACUGGCUUACUAUGCAGCGAUGGUAAAACUAAAUGCUUUGAUAAACGAGCUGAUGGAUACGUCAGGUCUGAAUCCUUCGGUUUCUUGUUCUUACAGAAAGCUAAAGACGCAAACAGAAUAUACGCAGAAAUAUAUCACACAAAAUUAGGAUACUGUAGUUCCCCGUUAAGUGACUGGCACAAAUUACGUCACAGUAGUUCAAAGGAUAUUAUAGAAUUCUUAAAGAAAUUUUAUUCCGAAACUGUUGUUUCUCCUCAAGAAGUAGAAUAUGUGGAAGCAAACGGUAUCGCUAAUGCGGAAGACGAUAAGAACGAACUAGAAGCUGUUGGUGAGAUGUUCGGCAACAAAGAGAGGCCAGUUAAAAUAGGUUGCGUCAAAUCUAACAUGGGUAAUAGUGAAUCUGCUUCAGGAUUGUGUGCUCUUACGAAGGUCUGUUUAGCAUACAUGAAAGGGGAACUUUCCGGUAACUUACAUUACGAAAACCCACGCGAUGACGUAGACGCUGUCCGGGACGGAAGAAUUGAAGUUGUACACGAAAACACACCUUUCAAUAGAGGGUUUGCUGCCUUGAAUAGCUUUUCAUAUACUGGCCCCAUUGCACACGUACUUUUAAAAGGGCAUUACAAAGAAAAGAAUCACAAGAAAUAUAUAUCAAAUAUACCAUACUUGGUGAAUGUAUCGAGUAGAAAUGAGGCUGGCGUUGGUAGGAUGCUGGAUAUUUUAGCGGCGACGCCAAUCGAUGCCGAAUACAUUGGACUUUUGCAUAAUAUCCAUAAAAUAGAAACACCGGGACAUACCGCCCGAGGCCACAUAAUUCUGGAUUCUAAUCUUGCUGAGAAAAAUGUGAAAACAUGCGUCUUAAGUAAAAGCAUUCAACACUAUACAGGAAUAAAGCUUCCAGUUUGCUUUAUGUACAGCGGGAUGGGGUCACAAUGGUGUGGAAUGGGAGCUGAUCUAAUGAAUAUACCAAUUUUUUCUGCAGCUAUAGAAAAAUGUCAUAAAGUGCUUGAACCAAAAGGAGUGAACAUCGUCGAUAUUUUGACAUCCGAUGAUCAAACAAUAUUUGAAGAUAUAAUAAACUGUUUCGUUGGUAUCACGGCUGUACAAAUUGGUUUGACCGACGUUUUGCGAGCGUUAGAAAUUGUUCCUGAUUACAUUAUCGGCCAUAGCGCUGGCGAGUUGGGCUGCGCGUAUGCCGACGGUGUUCUGACACUGAAAGAGACGAUCCUGUCGGCCUACUGUCGCGGCUUGGCUUCGAAGCAAACUAAAGUUAUAUGUGGAGCAAUGGCAGCUGUGGGCAUGGGAUACGAUGACUUAAAAAGGAUUUGUCCUGCUGACAUAGAUAUAGCGUGUCACAACAGCGCCGGUUCGUCUACUAUAUCAGGACCUGUUGAUGCAGUUAAAGAUUUCGUUGCUUUGUUGACAAGCCGCGGCAUCUUUGCAAAACAAGUUCUUUCUGGCAACAUUGCCUAUCAUUCGAAAUAUGUCGCUGCUGUUGGGCCGCCCUUAUUUGAGUCUUUAAAAGAGGUAAUAAAGGAUCCAAGGAAAAGAACCUCUAAAUGGUUAUCUACCUCGAUCUUGCAGAACAGAUGGGAUGAAGAUAUAGCGAUAUUUUCAUCAGCGGAAUACUUCACUAAUAAUCUAGUGAGUCCAGUAUACUUUGAAGAAACAAGUAAGUUGAUACCGAACGAAGCAGUGGUGGUUGAAAUAGCCCCCCACGGGCUACUGCAGGCGAUAGUGAAGCGAUCUCUGGAGUCAUGUGUACACGUUCCCUUAACGAGGCGUGGACAUGAAAAGCCAACAAAGUUUCUGCUCGACGCUAUUGGACGGUUAUAUGAAAGUGGUCUGAACCCGCAAGUACACGAGUUGUAUCCUAAAAUCGAGUAUCCAGUCGCCACCGAGACUCCGCUACUGUCAAACCUCGUGGGAUGGGAGCACAAUGAAAUUUGGCCAAUUGUUAGCGAAACAAAGAAAAUUCGAAAACAAGGUCAAAUUUGUAACUAUUUUAUAUCGCUUUAUGACAACGAUAACAAAUUUAUUAAUCGAUACACUAGAAAUGGUGUGAAUGUAAUCCCGGAAGCUCUAAUUUUAGUUCUCACUUGGAAAACAUUAGCUAUGGCAAGAAAUGUUGAUCAUAACCAAAUGUCCAUUAAGUUAAAUAAUGUGUACUUUAACCGCGAAGUAUCAUUAGAAGAAAACAAAUUUGCUAAGAUAACAGUUUCUAUUAACAGAGGCGAUAACAGAUUUGAAGUAACAAAUUAUGAAAUAGUUGUAGCAAGUGGGCGAAUAACGGACGAGUUUGAACCAGAAAAAUGCAAGUUGGAUUCAUUGAAUGAUAACUCUGAAUAUGAUAUUUUUUUAACCUCUGAUGAAAUAUACCGGCUGCUAAGUUUUAGAGGAUAUUCCUUUAAUAAGGAAUUCCAAGUGAUUCGUUCUGCAAAUUCAGCUAUUAGCAAAGCCACAGUUGAAUGGACUGGAGAAUGGAUCUCAUACAUCGAUGCACUUAUUCAACUGAACAUUAUAAAACGAAACCACAAUGGAAUAUCUACACCUAAAUUAAUUCAAGAGUUAAUUAUCGAUGUCAAUGAACACGUUUCGGUUUCGAAUGGCAUAAGCGAAAAUGUUGAACAUGAGGCUACUAUUUUUGAUCUCUAUUGUACUAUAAGAUGCGGUGGUGUAACUAUUAAAGAUGUGGUAUUUUCUGACAGAGCUGUAGUUCACACACAAGUACCUAGUAUUUUCUUUGCUGAAAAAAAUUGGCCCCACCUUUUAGGAGAUGAUAAAAUACGGGGUCAAUGGGGAGGUCAUUACUAUACUAGAAAACAGUUCUCACGAGACGAAGUUGAAGAGUUUAAAGUAACAAUGAAAACACCGAAUGAUUUUGAGACUAUCAGUUUUGAGCAAAUUGCUACUACAAAAUCUCUUCCCAAUAAGAUUAUAAAGGUCUAUUACGCUGGAGUAUCACAAAGAGAUUGCCAACAAUCUAUUUUCGGAAGCAAUUCUGCAAAUUUGGAUUUGGGUAUGGACUUUAGUGGGAAAGAUGUCAACGGUGAGCAAGUGAUGGGGCUGUUGGCGCAGGGGACGCUGUCGAGCGUCGUCACUCCUGAUCCUGAGCUGGUGUGGCCUGUGCCGCGCCACUGGACCCUGCAGGAGGCUGCCACCGUGCCCUUGCCCUAUGUGCAUGCUUACUAUAUCCUCUGCAAAACAAAGUUGACAAGUGGAGAUCGAGUGUUGGUCAUCGGCGGGGCGGGUGCGUUAGGCCAGGCUCUCAUGUCUGUUUGCCUGUCGCUUGGCUGCAUCGUCUAUACUAGUGUCAGCACUUUGCGUAAGAAAGAAGCUUUGCUCAAGCUAUUCCCAGAUCUUACAGUGCACAUAAAGAAUAUGGCUUCAAUUGCAGAAAACAAUAUAAUAUAUAAGCUGAAUGAUGAAGUUCUAUAUGAUCAUAUAGUGACACAAACUGACAAUCGGCUUUGCAAAGUAGUUGUUAGCUGCGCAUCGGGCAGGUUGCGUGAGGUAGCAAUGAAAUGCGUUAGUCCUUUUGGAUUUUUUUUGGACGUCAAUCAGCACGACAUGGAAUGGAACAGAUCUUUUGGCAUGAUAUUCUUGCAUGAUGAUAAGACUUAUAAAACUGUUAAUUUGUCCAGUCUUUUUGAGAAAAACAAUAAUGUAGAGAAACAGACAAUUAAGUAUAUGGUUGCUGAAGGAAUUGCGAACGGGGUCGUGAAGCCGUUACCUUCAAUAACGUAUGAUAUUGAAGAAGUGCCAAGGGUGCUUAAAUUGCUCUCAUCGAGGAAUAACACAGGGAGAGUUAUAAUAAAAAUGGACCUGCCACCUAAAACCAAUGUAGUUCCUCGAUAUUUGAAAGAAUUACAUUCAUCAGUAAAUAUAGUUAUUAAAAAUGUAAUAAAUGAUAAGGAAUGUACUAAUGCAAUAAAGGAAGCAGAAAAGGUCGGUUCACUCGAAGGCGUCUUCAUAAUAGUUGGCAAAGAUGUAAAGCAAUGUGAUGAUGUAUCAGAAGAACAAAUGCUUUUGACAAGAAACAAAACUCUCAUGUCAAUGAUUUCUAGCUUAGACUUCGCUACAAGAUCUCUUUGCCAGAAUUUAAGAUACUUUGUCAUAGUCAGUGAAUCGUCCCGAAAUAUCUAUGAUAAAGAAAUUUAUUUAAAAGCUGAAAACAUAUGUAAGAAGCGCCAAACCAUCGGUCUUCCAGGACUGGCAGCCGAUAUUUCGGAUGAGUUCUCAAAAUAUUCUAACUCGAAGAGCGAUGUUUCAAUAAAAGCAAUACCCGAGGUGCUCAAUGCAUUGGAAAAAAGUUUGUAUCUUAAUUACCAUAAUAUCAAGGCUGUGGUAGGGGCUUGUGGCGAAACAGGUUCUCUGGCAACUAAACGAGAGGAAAUUGGUUCCAAAACUACGACCGUUGCUCCUAAAAAAGUUUACGACAGUGAAAAAAAAGUGGAAGGGAAGGAUAUUUCUGAGUUCAGCUUCACUAACGGCAAUGGAGAUUCUAUGUCAGAGAAAAACAAUGGCUUUGGAAUAUUUUAUUCUCAUAUUGAAUCUGACGGCAAGUGUGAAAUAGAUCCAAGUGUAACGCAUCUGAUACUUAUUCCUGGCUUCGAAGGUCAUCACAGAAUAUUCAAGGAUCUCUGCGAGCCGUUGAAAUUAAGAGCCGUCGCUAUGAAAUUGGACUCGGAUUUAAACAGUUCCAGUAUUCAAAAUAUGGCAUUAAAUAUAUAUAAGACUCUUUCAAGUAAUUUUAACUUCGACAAGACAUUUUAUUUGUUGGGAUAUUCUUUUGGAGUGAAUGUGGCUCUGGAAUUAGCAGCUUUAAUAGAGAAGCAAGGUGAGCGUGGUAUCGUCUUUUGCUUGGACAGCAGCCCCGAUGCCUUAAAGCAUUUGAUGAAGACUUACGCCGGUGAUUUAUCGAAUGCCAAUUUGCAAAAUGUUAUCGUCGCUCGUAUGUUUCAUCUGACGACUGGAUUAAAUAGUGAAGAGUUUUUGAAGGAAUUGGAGAUUAUUGAGAGCUGGGACAAGAAGAUUGACGUCUUUAUCCGACGUGUUAAAGGACUAGUUCCUUAUUCACAUGAAUACAUGAGAGCUUUGUUGAUAUCGACAUAUGAUAGAGUUAUUUCGGCGAGGGAAUAUCAACCGAACCUUAAAUUAAAAUCAGAAUUGUUUCUUAUUAAGUCAACUACUUCUGCCGAAUUCGUAAAUCUACCUGACGAUUAUAAUUUGGGAAAGUACUCGGAGAGUCCCGUCAAAGUUUAUAACAUCGAUGGGGACCACGCCUCGGUCCCGUACGAUAUCAGAGUAUCGACUAUAAUAAAUGACUCGCUCGAAACAAAACUGUUGGAUGAAUUCAAUCAGACAAACACAUGUGAGGCUUAUCUUAUGUAUGAUUAG
Molecule: messenger RNA, 6193 nt
Organism: Papilio machaon (common yellow swallowtail)
Lineage: Eukaryota; Metazoa; Arthropoda; Insecta; Lepidoptera; Papilionidae
Product: fatty acid synthase
Exons: 37
Coding region: 62-6193 (2043 amino acids)
Biological process (GO): fatty acid biosynthetic process
Molecular function (GO): oxidoreductase activity; fatty acid synthase activity
Source: RefSeq, a predicted model, not a curated record